Molecule: messenger RNA, 2056 nt
Organism: Fusarium redolens
Lineage: Eukaryota; Fungi; Ascomycota; Sordariomycetes; Hypocreales; Nectriaceae
Exons: 4
Coding region: 52-1962 (636 amino acids)
Source: RefSeq, a predicted model, not a curated record
UGUCCCCUGUCCCCGUCAAUUUUGCACUGACUGUUGUCUUUUCAGCUGAGCAUGCAUGAAACCAUGGCUCGGUCCUCAUUAACAAAACCAGACGCAGCGGCAGAGUCCUCCACCCGAGACCGCUUCUACUCCAUCCUCCGAAAACCAGCAUCGAACCUCGCCCUCCGAAUCUCAGACCUUGAUCGAUAUCGCCUCAACAUGUGGGAGGUCAGUUGGGCUGCUCCAAAGGAGUCGAGAAAAGAACAUCGUGAGAAUAAAGCGACAACCGCGACCAAGACGAGAUCGAUCUUCAGUCGUGAAUCUAAUUCUUCGAGCGAGAUACCUUCGUUUGGGAACUUUUACAAACGAAAGAAUGCUGAGCGGGGGAAUGACUCUAUGUCGUCGACGUCUUCGAAAGCGAGCGCUAUGGUGGGGAAUUAUGAGUUGGAGGCAGAUCAGGCUUCGACCUUUUCGUCGGGGAGUGAACAGACGACGAUCAACAUGGCGAGGGUCGUUGACCUCAACGCAAGGCGAAAUGGGCAGAUUUUGGAGCGCUCUCAAGAGGUAUACGUUGGGGAUAAUACGCUUCUUCAUCCGCCUUCACCAACACCCACAUCGUCAUCUUCACGGUGGGAUACAGAAACGCUUGAGCGUGUUAUUUUACAGCCAUGGCCUCUCAUUCAAGCUUUGAGCGAUGACUCGUUUGUCGCGCGAAGUACGGAAGCGACGACAUCUCAGCGUACAUCCUACGAUACACCGUAUCUCAUCAAUUGCGGUGUUACCAUAGUGGCGACACCGAGUAUCAAGUCUAAGCAUCGCGCCCGCUCACCAAGUACUCAAUCUCAACCUCAACGUCCACAGAGUAGUAGAUCACCAACCAAAGCCAAGACCCCACGACGCAUGCCAUCAUCUACAGCCUCACUAAGAGUCGAAAGCAGCGAUGGCUGGCGACCUCCCGAGGAUUGGGCAUGCACACCCACUGAGCCUUCAUUUCAAUUCCCAGACGAACCUGUUAUCGAGCCAGAGGCUACCAUUCCCAAGGAACUCAACGCGAUGCAGUUGGGUGUGAAGCAACUUGCCAAAGAGGAUAACAUGGUAAGACUUCUUCGUCUCACUGAGUCGCAGGGCGUCAAUGAUCCGCCGAAUUCAUGUCAGGAUCUGGAGGUUGAGAAGAUGCAGUGGAUGCUCUCUGCUAUGUUCAACAUGGGCGGACCUGAGUAUUCAGAGAUGAAUGAUGAUGAUACUGAAGAUGAGUCGUCGGAUCCACCGAAGAGGAUUCUUGCUCUUUAUGAAACACCUGCUGUCACUUCAUACCUCGCUGCCGUCAAUCACAACAAACAGGUUUACCAUCUCUCCGCAGCACCAUUAUCACCCACUUCCUUCCCCAACAUUCAUCCUGUCCUCACACCAGUUAGAUCACCCUCCGCAUUUCCCGUCGCCCCAUCUACCAUUGAAGCCGUUCACUCAUUACGUCUUCCUCUCGCUAUGCCAUCACAAGAUAUCCCCGCACUUUUACGAAACAUUCAUCGAUGUCUUGAGCCUGGUGGUUCAUUACAACUCACCAUUAUCGAUCCCCUCCCCGUGACUAACACUCUCGGUCCCCUUUUACGAGCGUGGAUCGAAGAUCAUCUGCUCUUCAAUCUGGAAGCUAGUUUCCGCUGCACAAACCCAAGCAAGCUCCUCCCUCUCUGGCUGAAUGGUGCAUCACUCCGUGUCGAUCCUGAUAGUAUUGAGACGACGCCAUUCUUUGCCAUUCCUCUUGACAAUAGCCAGCUUCAGUACGUGAAAGAAGGUCACAUAUCUGAAGAGGGUCUGAGACAAGAACUUCGUAAUCUUGUGGGGCGUAUGCUCUGGAUGGAGGUUUGGAGAGAAUACAUCGUCGCUGAACGUUGGUGGUGGGAAGAUCCUGAGAUUCUUCAAGAGUGCAUUCAGCAUCAGACGACAUGGGAAUGGAAGCUGAUUGAAGCAGUCAAGGAAACCUAAUAAUUUUAUUUGUUUUUGGUUGUAAAUUGUUGUUUUACGGAAGGUCUAGAUAGCAUUAUACCCUUGGAGCCUUAAUGAUGAUUACAAUUGAUGG